GUCCUCCGCUGCUUCCCCUGCGAGCCAUCCUGGUCGGACCGGCCGUUCCUGCUCCGCUCCCGCGCCGUCUCGCCCGCCGGUACCACCAUGACGCGCUCCAAGACCUUCCAGGCCUACCUGCCCAACUGCCAUCGAACCUACAGCUGCAUCCACUGCAGGGCUCACCUGGCCAACCACGACGAGCUCAUCUCCAAGUCUUUUCAAGGAAGUCAGGGCAGAGCGUACCUGUUCAAUUCUGUGGUGAAUAUUGGUUGUGGGCCGGCGGAGGAGAGGGUGCUGCUUACAGGCCUUCAUGCCGUGGCGGACAUCUACUGUGAGAACUGUAAAACCACCUUAGGAUGGAAAUAUGAACACGCCUUUGAGAGCAGUCAGAAGUACAAGGAGGGCAAGUUCAUCAUCGAGCUCGCCCACAUGAUCAAGGACAACGGGUGGGACUGACGCCCCCCUCUCCCCCCAUCGACUCGUACACGAAAUCUCACCCUCCUGACCUGAUCCUGACCUGAUGAUGUGAUGUGUGAUCAGCGCUGUCUCCCUCCUGUUAUCUUUAAUUCCUUCAGGAUCAGCACAGAAUCCAUCGACCUGUCGAUCUUUCUAUCAUGUAUUGGUGAGAUUGUGGGAUUGUCAGCGUCACAUGGAGGCUCUGAAAGCUUUUUGAGGCGGUUGUGCGUGUGUGUGUGUGUGUGUGUGUGUGUUCAUGAGCAAAUGUGGCGCACCCGUGUAGCACAUUCAUGCCUGCAUAAAGAUAAAGAAAGCAGAUAUUUAGAGGAGGUAGGUUUCCAAAAAAGCUUUUGUUGUCACACUUGCUGAUUUCCUCAGUGGCUGGAUCCAUGGAGAAUAGCCUUAGUGACCGAUAAAGAAGCCGACAGGGUUAAGGGCCUUGCUCAAGAGCCCAACGGUGGCUGCACUAGACCACCACUGUCCCACAUGAUGAUAAAGUGGCACAUGCUAAAGUAUUAGGUCUCCUAUCAAGAGACUCAUCUGUUCCCGAUUUGCACAAUUUAUUUAUAAACGUAUUUAUUGAUUAUUGGUUCGGACGUCGAUCCCUGGGUCAAACCUGCGGCUCCUCUGACGUCUUUCAGUAGUAGCGCCUUCGUUUAGUUUAUGAUAUACAUGUGGCUCUGACGUGGGUUCAUCCUGAAUCUGGUUUGUUUUGGUUUUGUGAUGGACCGAAUGCUUCUCAUAUUACUUUAGUUACUGGGAAUGAUGGGAACAGGGUUUGGGCCAUGCCCAAACAAAUAAAUACACAAGCGAAGGCGAAAACCCUGGACGUAACCAAAGACUUCUCAGUCUGCGCUGUACGCUGACCGAAACGUGUCGUGUGUGUCCAGUUUAAUUUGCAUCUUUGUGUGAGGACUUUACAUUUGAUCCUGUGUUAAUGUUCUGUGUCGAUUAAUGUUGCUUUACUUUCUAAUUACACAAACACACACAGUGUUGUGUCUGUGGGCCUGUUAUAAUUAAACUUUGUUUGUUUACAAUUUGUAAAUGUUUCCUAAAUAGGAAAAGUCAAUAU
Messenger RNA from Trichomycterus rosablanca, 1510 nucleotides. RefSeq names its product yippee-like 2a (gene ypel2a). Bases 88 to 438 code for a protein of 116 amino acids. The transcript has 4 exons. Lineage: Eukaryota; Metazoa; Chordata; Actinopteri; Siluriformes; Trichomycteridae. The record is from RefSeq and is a predicted model, not a curated record.